This is a messenger RNA of Lodderomyces oxycetoniae, 3018 nucleotides long. RefSeq lists its product as uncharacterized. The coding region runs from base 1 to 3018 and encodes 1005 amino acids. The transcript has a single exon. The record is from RefSeq and is a predicted model, not a curated record. NCBI's taxonomy places the organism in Eukaryota, Fungi, Ascomycota, Pichiomycetes, Serinales, Debaryomycetaceae.
AUGAAAGUAGAGCGUCCACAGAUUUUACUACAAAGGCUACACGAUGCCACUAGUGCAAGCAAUAGCAACUUAAUUGAAAUAUUGGGUGUUGUACGAUCAUUGAAAUUGGUAACAACAACAUCAUCAUCAUCUGCUUCUACUUCAUCUUUAUCGGCCCUUGCAAGAGGAAUAUACACUAAGAAUAACCAGCUUCUUACAACCAUAACCAGAGCACUCAAAGAUAUUGAGAUUAACGAGCGACAAAAUUUCAAAAACUUCAUUAAUGAUUUUAUACUUUGGAUUGAAGAUGACAAUAUAGUACUAUUUGAAAAAUACAGCAAACAGCUUGAGUUGGUCGAGUGGCAGGAUAAGUCAACUAUUGACCGAUUAGUAGGUCCAAUACAGAAUUUGGCUAAUUUUCUCAGCUUUAUUGAAAAAUGUCCAAGCUAUUUAAGGAACCCAUUCAUUAUUGAAAAAUUAAAUACAAUAGGAGAUCAACUACAUAAAAUAUACAGAGCUUUUGAAAAUGACUCCAGUGCCAAACAGUUCAACAAUAUAAAGUUCAAAAAUGUUCGCUCCUUCUCGUCGUCGUUCUCGACAGCAGCUGCAGCAGCAACAGCAACAAUAACAACGCCCAAUAGUUGCAAGUUGGUAUCCAGUUAUUUCACUGUUGAUCAAAUCAUCCAUAGGACAGAAAAUGCAAAUAUUGUAAUGGAAGGGGAAAAAGUAGAAUUAGUCUUGUUGGAUUUAGUUGGGACAGGAGAAUACAAUGCGUUGGCAGUGUUAGCAGUAGACGUGGAUGAGGAAUCACAAGUGUGCAGAAAUUUGAUUUACCCUCCAUUUAGAAUCAACGAGUUGUCCUUGUCGUACUCGGAGAAAGAGAUGGAGUUGAAAGAGAUCAAUUUCAUGUCACCUGAAAACAACGAAAACAAAAUGAUAAUAUCGUUUGAGAACGAGAGGCUUCUUGAUGAAUGGGUAAGAUACCUUGUUGCAAUAUUCCCAUUGGAACGCAAUAAUUCACCAUUGAGUGAAAACUUUUUGAUCGAAUCAAAGUCAAACCCAAGCGGUAUGUCGGGGUUGGGUAUAAACGUUGUUUCAAAUUCAGAACGUAAGCGGUAUAUGUCUUCAGAGGAAACUUUGAAGGUAGAUGAUUUAACAAUUUCAAAAAAAGAGUCGUUUAAAGAUUUCAUUGACUCGCCAUCCAUCCUGUCCGCUGUGAAAACAUUCACUUCUAAAGGAGAAGAUUCCUCCAUAAAGUCACAAUAUAACAAGUCCUUACCUAUAAUAAAGAAAUGUAUUACCACCAACAAUUAUUCCACGCCAAGCACUCUUAGUUCAAGUAAUGAAGAUGAUGAUGACGAAAAGUUAUUCCACAUAAUUAACAGGAGACAACUUUCUGAGGAAAGUAUACAAGAUCAAACUAGACCAAAAUCUUCUCAAGCCGAAAUUGCAUAUACUGAUAACUCGCCUGAAAGUAUAGAUUCCAUACAAACCAAUGAUGCGAUUUCUUCGGAUUCUAUUCCCGGACCCUUUAAAAAAGAGAGUGCAAGCCAGCCACUGGGUUUAACAAAUCCGUCAGUGUACCAAUUGCCAACCGGAUCGUCCAUCGAUAUUACCAAUUUUGGGAAAAAUUACCGGCCAACAUUUACCAAGAAUUUCAAUCACUCAACUUCAAGUUUAGUGAAAAAGAGAUCGUUUUUCAAAUUGUUUAAAAAAUCCUCAAAAGCAAGCUUAGUUGAGUCAUAUACUAAUUUGACUGAUCUUACGCAAAGAGAAGAAGAGGAAGAAGAGGAAGAAGAGGAAGAAGAGGAAGAAGAAAAAAAAGAGAAAAAAGAAAAAGAAAAAGAAAAAGAAAAAGAAGAAGAAGAAGAAAAGGAGGAAAAGAAGAAGCUAAGGGACCCAUUUUAUGUGGCCGAUUCUAACCAAGAAAAGAUAAUGACAAGGUCCGUCUCAAAAAUACCAGGUCCCUUUGCGUUACCUUCAUCAACAUCUACGUAUUUUUUCAAACCUCACUUGAAUGGAUCAACAGUGAGCAUUGCUGAUAUGGCAGAAGAGGAACCUAAUGUUCCUCAAGAUCUCAAAGAUGCUAUAAAUCUGGAAUCAACACAGGAUCUCUACAUCUCUGAAUCCUCACCCAAGUCAAUCAAAAUAUCUAAAUGGAAGUCUAAAUAUGGGAAAUGGGAAAUGUUGACUACAGCUGAAUUGAUUUUCUUCAAGAUAGCAGUAAAUUAUGAAAGCGGCAAAGGCUGGUUUAUUGUGUUUAAAGAAGAGUUUGAAGAAGAAGGAGAAAUAACAGUUGACAAACCAAUAUUGAUACUUGACAUCAGUACAUCAAUAACAAAAAUUAGAUCUUCAUCAGCAUUGGAUUUGCAGUUGAGUUCGGUUAACUCCAUUACUGGCGAGAAUAUGCUAAUAAUGGUGCGAUGUACAACUAGUGGUUUAGCAGACAGCAUUUCAUCGCAUUUGAAAGAUGCAGUGGCCACUUUGGUUCCAUCAAAGAGUAGCAGCUACAGAUCUUUAAAUGCUUCCAAAGGGUUAACUUCAGACACCACACUAGCAUCCUCUUUAAUGGACACUGGUAAAGCAUCAACAUUUGCUAGCAACAGCUCGCUCAACUCGCUCCAAACGACAACCUUGAAUGUUAGUGAAGUCUACAAUUCCUGUAUUGUCAAUAAUCCAAAUACCGUUCGUGCUAGGGCAAUCAAGUCAAUGGCAAUCAGAUUACAGAAACAACUUCACUCGUAUUCUAGUAUCAACAACCCUUCGUCUUGGAAGAUAUUGUCAAUGUAUACAUUAAUCAUCGAUAAAGUAUUUGACCAUCUUACACAGAGCACCCAUUACCAUAUACAAUUGAAUAAGGAUCAGGAAGCUAAUGAUGAUAACGACAUUUAUAGUUGGCUCAUUCCCGAUGAGCGCAAAUUCAAUAUAAUUGAGAAAAUUGGGAGAGCCGGGUUAUUAAUCAAGGUUAGUGAUGAUGAGAUCUACAUGUUGGAAUGUAAAGGCAAAAAGGAGUUCAAAAAGUUGUACGAAAUUUUUUAA